AAGUCACCUCAUUGCACGAUCUCCCAAAUCGAGGUGCCAACCGAUUCGCUUGCCCGGCACCCCGUAGCAUGGCGAUAGCUGGAUUUGUAAAGGAAGGUCAACAGUCGGACAACGAAUGUGACAUUAGAGAAACUAUCUUAUGAUCGCAUCAGACUCACACGUUCAGGAUCACUUAAGGCCAAGAGCCACAGCGGCGUUGUUCGCUUUUAUCCUUCGUGCUUAUUUUGCUACCUAGAGUUAAAUAUAGUAACUGUUAGCUCGGCUAGUAGUGGGUUAGCAAGAAUUCUACAAACAUGGCUGCGCUUAGGGCAUCUUACCACAGGAUUCUGGAUAAAAUCGAACAUAUCCUGCCUGCGAAAUUGAGACCCCUUUACAACCACCCAGCAGGUCCAAAGACUGUGUUCUUCUGGGCUCCUAUGUUCAAAUGGAGUCUGGUGGGAGCUGGACUGGCUGACAUGACUCGCCCGGCAGAUAAGCUCAGCGUCUCCCAGUCUGGUGUACUGACUGCUACAGGUCUGGUCUGGUCCAGAUAUUCUUUGGUCAUCAUCCCAAAGAACUGGAACCUCUUUGCGGUCAACUUCUUCGUUGGUGCUUCAGGAAUGUCUCAGCUGUUUAGGAUCUGGCAGCACAAGCAGAGUCUGAAGGUGAAGGAGGCUCCGCAGUCCUGAGUGUCCGGCCUCGUCAGACUGUAACCAUGCCGACCGAAAGGGAACCUCCACACGGGCAGUCUUGCCCCCUUUCAGACACUUUCCAUCCCAUUAUGUUUCCAUGUCCAGCCCGUUAAAAUCCAUGUCCAAAACCCCUGCUACCCACUGUACUAUAGACCACCCCAUCGGUCCUGUUGGAGGUAAUGCAAUUUCAUUUCCUCAGGGUCACUACCACGGUGGCAUUUUUAACCCUAACCAUUACACACUUGAGAAUAGGUGUCACCUACGCACAAUAUGUAUAUUUUAAUAUGACCCCAAUGCGGAAUAAAAUGUAUGAUUGUAUGUUCUUAAUUAAGUUGUAUUGUAACAUAUACAUAUAAUAUCAUGAACUUUCAGGAAGUGUUUGUUUUUCAAAAGGUACCUCACACUGCAUCCUAUGAAUUCAAGUUCUUGGAUCUGUGUUGAAUGUGGGUCAAAUAACGUCUCCAAAUGGUUUCUCUGGAGGGCAUCAUAUUUUCAUCAUAAUUGUCUCCAUACAGUUAUUUAUUUAAUAGUUUUUGGUAGCUAAUGUUAGAUCUCUCUCAAGGAUGAUUAAAUCAUACUUGCUUACCA
Molecule: messenger RNA, 1259 nt
Organism: Osmerus eperlanus (European smelt)
Lineage: Eukaryota; Metazoa; Chordata; Actinopteri; Osmeriformes; Osmeridae
Gene: mpc2b
Product: mitochondrial pyruvate carrier 2b
Exons: 5
Coding region: 294-668 (124 amino acids)
Biological process (GO): pyruvate import into mitochondria
Cellular component (GO): mitochondrial inner membrane
Molecular function (GO): pyruvate transmembrane transporter activity
Source: RefSeq, a predicted model, not a curated record